Messenger RNA from Quercus robur (English oak), 3429 nucleotides. RefSeq names its product probable disease resistance protein At1g61300. The record is from RefSeq and is a predicted model, not a curated record. The coding region runs from base 651 to 3284 and encodes 877 amino acids. Gene Ontology annotation, molecular function: ADP binding; ATP hydrolysis activity. Lineage: Eukaryota; Viridiplantae; Streptophyta; Magnoliopsida; Fagales; Fagaceae. The transcript is spliced from 4 exons.
UAAUUUGUGCUAAUGAUGACUAUCUAAGGUUUAUGUAUGGUGGAAAAUUUAGGGGUUUUGAGGUAUAAUAUGUGAUGGUUGGUAAAUCUAAUUUUUCCAUUGCUAUUGGGUUUAUUUGGAGUUAGUUGAAGUUCUAAAUUUCUUGUCUUGGAGGAUAUUUUGAUUUUAUUUUCAUGGGUCUCUUAAUGAUGUAGUGUAAAUUUAUGGAAGCUAGUCAUAAUAUUGGAAAUGAUAUUAAAUGGGUUAACUUUAUAAAUUGGAGUUUAUGCCUUGAGAAUCAAUUUGUUGAGAAACUUUGGAAGUGGAAUGUGUUAUUGAUGAGGUUAAAUAUUAGGCUUGCCUAAUUAAGUGCUUAUUUGACAAUUCCUAAAUUGUAGCUAGAUACAAUUUUAAGCUUUAUGCUUAUUGUGUUAGGUUUGCUUGAUGUUGUUGAGGUUCUAGCUAAUCUCCUUUGGAGCUUGGAGAAUUAGGCUUUUGCAUUUGCGAGGAUCACCUUAAAGGAUAGUGGAUGAUGAUGAAGAGUCAAUAUCAAAGGAGAACGAAAGGAAGAAAACGAUAUAGACGAUUGUUAAAAGAAGUCUAAUUCAAGCAAAGCAUCAAGAGCAAAUUGAGUAACGUCAAAGUUGCGUGCAAAGGAAGAGAGUUAUUCAAUGAGUAGCGGGUGGGGAGAUAUGUUUGAGGCAGCAGCUUCUGGUUUAGGUUUGGCUGCAGCUUCUGCUGUGGGUACUGCAGCAGGGGAGGAGGCCUACAACUAUGGGAAAAAUAUUGUCAAUAACAUGAGGCGCAAACCUGAUAAUGAAGCUGAUAAUGAUCUAGAAGAUAACCAUAAAAGGUUAAAAGAGGAAGCAAAGAAGCUGUAUGCCAGAAGGGAUGAUAUAUUGGCUCAAACAAAGACAAAGCUAGUCAAUCAAGUAUGUGAAGCUUGGAUUUCUAGGGUCAUGAAGAGUGAAGAAGAGGUACGAGAACUAGAAAUCAAGUACAAUGAUGAAAAAAGUAAUAAAAAGAGACGGAGUCAGCAUGGGUCAAGCAAGUCACGCACAGAUCUUAGCAAAAUCAUGGCAGAGAAGUGUGAUGAACUGCAUAAUCUUUGGUUAGAGGAAAAGUCUAAGAUAGGAAUACUAGUUGAGAAAUUGCCAGAGCGGGUGAUAAUUAUGCAUGGACCCAAACCAGAAGACAAGCCAUUUCUCCACUCAACUGUUGAAGAAAUACUGGGCCAUCUAAGAGAUAAGAAUGUAAAAAGAAUUGGACUUUGGGGAAUGCCAGGAAUUGGGAAAACAACCAUAAUGAAGAGCUUAAAUAACUAUGAAGAAAUUGCUAAAAUGUUUGAUAUUGUUAUUUGGGUAACCGUAUCAAAGGAUUUGAGUUUAGAAAAGUUGCUACACAAAAUUGCAGAUCGGUUAAAAUUGAAUAUGGAAGGCAUCACUGAGCCUGAAAUUGCACAACAAAUAUGGAGAGAGUUAAAAAGCAAAAGGUAUCUACUUCUUUUGGAUGAAGUUUGGGACUUUCUUGAUCUGUCUCUAAUAGGAAUGUAUGAAAGUGAAAUGGAUAGCAAGGUGGUAUUGGCAACUAGAUAUCUUCAUGUUUGUUCUGAUAUGGAUACUCAUUUGGAAUUAAAUGUGCCACGAUUGUCUGAAGCUGAUGCAUGGAAUAUGUUCAAGGUAAAGGUGGGUCGAAAUUUCAAUAUUCCAAAUGUUGAACCAAUAGCCAAGGAAGUUGUUAUUGAAUGUGCUGGUUUGCCACUCUUGAUAGACAAGGUAGCAAGUAAUUUUAGAAGAAGGGAUAACAUUCACCUAUGGAGGGAUGGAUUAAGAAGUUUGCGGAGAUGGCCUAGUAUCAAAAUCCAAGGCAUUGGUGAAUUGAUUGAGUGCUUGGAGUUUUGUUAUGAAAAUUUGAAAGAUGAGGUUCAAAAGGAUUGCUUUCUCUAUUGUGCAUUAUAUACUGAAGACUAUGAAAUUUAUACAGAUCCUCUAUUGGAAUGCUGGACAGUUGAAGGUUUCAUUCAUGAUGCAAGUGAGUUUAGAGUUGCACGUGGGAUAGGGCAUUCAAUAUUGAAGGAACUUAUCAGCGUGUCUUUGCUAGAGAAGAGUGAAAAGAUGAAUCAUGUGAGGAUGAACAAAGUAAUACGAACUAUGGCACUUAACAUUUCUUCUCGAAGAUGUAAUUUUAAUAUUUUGGUGAAACCCCAUGAAGGGUUGCAAGAGGCCCCCGAUGAGGUAGAAUGGCAAAAAGCAAAUCGAAUCUCCUUGAUGGAUAGUAAAUUGGGCACUUUGCCGAAAAUGCCAGAUUGCAAUAAGCUUUCCACACUGUUAUUACAGAGAAAUUGGGAACUAAAAGAGAUUCCUGAUUUAUUCUUUCGAUACAUGCAAAAUCUACGAGUUCUAGAUUUACAUGGCACUGGAAUUACGUUAUUACCACCUACUAUAUCCGUCUUGAAGUGUCUUAGAGCGCUAUAUUUGCAUUCUUGCAUCUCUUUAAUGAAUCUCCACUUAAAUGGACUUGAGCAUCUUGAGGUGCUUGAUAUUCGAGACACUGGGCUUAAUCAUUUUCCAAUUCAGAUUAGACAUUUGAUUCGGUUGAAGUGUUUACGUAUGUCAUUGUCGAAUUUUGGCAUUAGACAUACAAGUGAUGUAGAAUCUUGUCGAAAUGUCUUUUCAAGUCUUUAUUUAUUGGAAGAGCUACAAAUAAUUGUGGAUUCAAAUAAUCAAAGUUGGGAGCUAACUGUAAAGGCUAUUUCUGAGGGAGUGGCUACCUUGAUGCAUUUGACUUCACUUUCAAUUUGCUUCCCUACAGUGGAUUGUCUUAAGAGUUUUAUCUCAACGAGCCAAUUAUGGAAAGUUUGCUGCUUCACAUUUCAGUUUUCUGUUGGUUACCAUGACACAGCCCUUUAUAAAAUUCUUGGUUGCUUUGAAUAUCAAAAUAUGAAUUGUUUGAAAUUUGCAAAUGGUGAAGGUGUAGAUCCUAUCAUUUCAGAGGUACUUUUGAAAACUCAUGCAUUUGAAUUGAUUGGGCACAAGGGAGCUUCAAGACUAUCAGAUUUUGGUGUUGAUAGUAUCAACAAGAUGCGAGGUUGUUUGAUUGAAGGGUGCAAUGAAAUUGAAACGAUUGUUGAUGGCAAUAGCAUAACAGGAAGUGCAUUAAUAUGCUUGGAAAAGAUGCUCAUAAAUAAUGUUCCAAAUUUAAAAACCGUUUGGGAAGGUCCGGUACAUUAUGGAAGCCUAUCUCAGCUAACAACUUUAACGUUAUGCAACUGUUUGAACUUGAAGAUGAUUUCUCUAGUGGCAUGAUUAAAGAACUCUCUAAACUUCAACACUUAGAAGUUGAAGAGUGUCCUGAAAUUGAAGAGAUAAUUACAGAGUCUCAGAAUAUUAGGCUGGAACCUGACGUGCUUCCAAGAUUAAAGAUGCUAGUACUUUCUAAUCUUCCAAGAGU